AUGCCUGUCGCCGUUGCGUCGAGGUCAUUAGCCGCCAGUCGUGCUUCUCGUGAGGAAGUCCAAAAGCCCCGUCGAGAGAUCACCGACCCUACGCUUAUCGCACUGCACGCCUCGAUUCCACCCCACUUCCAACAGGCUCAGCAUAGCCUUGCCAACCACCGAAAGAACAUCGUGUCUCUUCAUCGCAUCCACCUCAAAGUCUCAUCGAUCGUCGAACCUGCAUCGGAUGGUCGCGUACGACCCAUCGGUGAAAAGGUGUUCAACGAAAUCUUUGUCGGCUGUCUCGACCGUGUUCUGCCUGUCAAAAAGGGCGUGCCCAACGCAGACCGCGUAUGCAAGUUCGUCGCUGGCUACGUCACGUAUGCGCAGGAACAGUUCCGCCUUCAAGCUCGUGCUGACAAGGCCGCAUCCGGCCAAGCAGCAGGAGAGCUCGAAGAUCAGGAUGACGAUGAGGAAGAGGAAGAUACCACAGCUACUCGUUUCACCUCGCUCCUGCUCAAGCACCUUCUCAAAGGGUCUGUGUCCAAGAACAAGAACGUGCGUCUUCGCUGCUGCGGCUGCAUCGCUCUCCUCAUCAACGGCCUUGAAGCACUCGACGAGAAGCUCUUCCAAACGCUCAAGUCGUUCCUCCUCAACCGUGCGAGAGACAAGGAGUCCGCAGUACGUGUUCAAGCCGUCAUUGCCUUGACUAAGCUUCAGACCGCUGACGAUGAUGGAGACGAAGACUCCGAGGAGAUCAAAAACGCCCUCAUCGAGACGCUGCGAUUCGACCCCAGCGCCGAAGUGCGACGAGCUGCUCUUUUCAACCUGAAUCCUAACAAGGAGACUUCUUCGCUCCUUCUCGAGCGUCUACGAGACAUUGAUCCCAUCAAUCGCCGUUGCGUCUAUCUUGGUAGUCUGUCCAUGCUCCUCAAGGCGCAAAGCAAGACGCUCGAGGCUGCAGCCUCUUCUCAGGCCGGGCCGUCUCGUCUCGGCCUCGACAUUGACUCGGCCGGCGAAGUUGUUCGUAUUGGUAUGGGAGAGCGAGAACCCAGCGUCAAGCGUGCCGCCCAGAAGCUCGUCAUCUCCUGGUUUGACGCCUGCGGAGGCGACCUUGUUGUAUUCCUCAACCAAUUCGACGUGGUCGCUUCCAAGCACAUCGAAGCAGCACUUCUCAGCAUCUUGGAGAGCCGUCCGGCUCUCGUCGCUCAGGUCUCGUUCGAUUCCGACGAAUUCUGGGCCAAUCUGUCGCCCUCGACCGCGUUCCUGGCACGCGUCUUUGUUGACUACUUUAAACGCACCAAGAACGACCGUAGACUCGAAGAAUGCCUGCCGGUUGUCACCGCUCUGGCUUUCCGCAUUCAGAAAGAGUACGGUGAGCUGGUACAACUUAUCCAGCAAUACAAUGUGAUAGCUAACAGUACAUUGGUUUCCGAAGAUGAGGCCGAGAUCGCUCUCUUCACCAUUCGCAACAAGACCUUUGUCGUCUCUCAACUGCUCGGUAUCGGUCUUGCCUCGGACUACGGUGACGAAGCCGGUCGCAACAAGAUGUUUGGUCUGGUCCGCGAAAUGAUCUCCGACGUCGGGCUGCCCGAAGACCUGGUGCCUGGCUGCCUGGAUGUGCUGCUCAAGCUCACCACACAAAAAGACUUUAUGCGCAUCAUUGUUGAAAUUGUGCUGGAUCUUGGCGUCGAAGACGACGUCGAGGCGCUCGAUUAUGACGAGAGCGAGGUGGACGACACUAUGAGCGUCGAUGGUACGCCGCUUGCUCGCAAGAAGCCACGCAAGUCGCUCAAGCCUAAGGAGAGCUCGUCGCCAUCCCAAGAUGCGCUGGUCACUGAGCACCGCUGCCUCACCAUUGUUCGAGCCAUGCUAGAGCGAGUCGUAGGAGCUUUGCAUGAGAACACAGCCUUCCACGGUCUCAUUCCACAGCUCAUCGCUCCUGCUGUACGCUCCAAGGAUGCACCGGUUCGCGAGCUGGGACUGGUAUGUCUCGCCCUAUGCUGCCUGCUCGACCGCAAGCUGGCCCUCGACUCGUUUCCGCUGUUCAUUGAUCAAGUCCAACGUGCCGAUGGACAGAUCAAGAUGCGCGCGGUGCAGGCCGUAUUCGACUUGCUCAUCAACCACACGAUUCCGUACCUCUGCUCGCGCAAUCCAGCCGGAGAGGAGAUGGCCAAGCUCCAGAUCAUCUCGUACCUGCUCAGCUUGCUCGAGGACGAAGAUGCUGCAGUUCAGAGCGCGGCUUGCGAGGGCAUGGCCAAGCUCAUGCUGACGGGCAUGGUCGACGACGACGAAGCGCUCAAGAGUCUGGUGCUCAUCUACAUGUCCCCCGAGACCGUCGACAAUCAAGAGCUCCGACAGUGCCUCUCGUACUUCCUGCCCGUCUACUGUGGCUCUUCGAGUCGAAAUCAGCGUUGUUUGCAGCGAGUCUUUGUCUCCAUACUGCAGGUUCUGACCGAGGUCUACGAAGAGAAGGACGAGGAUCAAGAGAUGGUUACGCCCACCCAAGUGGGAUUACAGCUUCUGGAUUGGACGGAUCCAGACAAGGUCAUGACGCGAGCUGGUCAAGUGCGCGACGAGACUGUCCACAUUGACGUGGCCAUCGAGCUGAUCAAAGCCAUGUACACGAUCGAGGACACCAAGGAUUGCAAAGAUCGCAAAGUUAUGUGUCAGUUGCUUGGAAAGCUGUUCCUUCCGCAAGAACUCGACGAUGUCAAGGUGCAAGAAAUGCUGAUCGUGCUCACAGGUUUGCACGAGCUCAACGAGAUCACAGAUACAGUGACAAAGAAUGCGCUCGCAAGAUUCGAGACCACUUUUGCUAAGGCAUACUCUGCCCAGGUCCAAGCUGGUCUCGAUGGCCUCGAUCUGGAUUCUACGUCUGCAUUUGACGGGUUGAAGAGUUUCUUUGCUACAAUCCGGGUGGACCUGGACGACAUCAUCGAAGCAUAUUCGCAUUCUUCGAUCAAGUCUGCCACCAAGACGAGCCGCAAGUCGACCUCAAAGGGGACUGCUUCGGCCCGAUCCUCAGAAGCUGCUUCGAGCAAGAAGAGCCGAAAGCACCACGAUGAAAGCGAGGAUGAAGACGGAAAAGAGGGGGCCGAAGAGGAAGAGGAAGAGGACGAGGACGAGGACGAGGACGAGGACGAGUAG
This is a messenger RNA of Mycosarcoma maydis (corn smut), 3129 nucleotides long. Its product is annotated as condensin subunit YCG1. NCBI's taxonomy places the organism in Eukaryota, Fungi, Basidiomycota, Ustilaginomycetes, Ustilaginales. The record is from RefSeq and is a predicted model, not a curated record. Gene Ontology annotation, biological process: mitotic chromosome condensation. Gene Ontology annotation, cellular component: condensin complex; condensed chromosome. Bases 1 to 3129 code for a protein of 1042 amino acids. The transcript has a single exon.